GACUUUUGCACAGCAAAAAGGUAAAGAUGAAACUGUGAUUCUCAGUUGAAAAUGCUUCUUUUAGCUUACACGCUUUAUCCUCAGCCCUGUUACUGAGGUACAGAGGAUUAGCUUUGUUCGUUUCACACUUUCUUUCUCUGACAUGUUUUUUGACCAAGCCGAACAUCAUCAAGAAGGGAUGCGGUAUGUACCCGUUUGGUGGCUGGUGUGUGGCGCAAUUUGUGUGCGCUGUAGAUGUGCAAGGCUUAGCGGAAACUCAGGCGACCAUUUUUGGCCACUUGUUUGUGACGCAGUGCUGAAGUUCCCCUCACCCGCUGCUGCGCUGUCAAGUGUCUCUGAGAACCAGAGCUGAAGGACGUGGAGUGAAGCUGUGCUAUGGAUGUGGUUGCAAAAGAAGGCUCCCUGUUUAUACAGGGGGUCAAAUUUGGAAAAAGGAUCUGGCGGAAGACCUGGGUGAUCCUGUUUGAGCCCAGUCCCACGGGGAUCGGUCGAAUAGAGAUGUACGACAUGCGAGACGGAGUGUCCCCCCUUAAGCCCGCGGGGCUGAAGAAGGUCGACAAGCGGGUGGUCCGGCUGGCUGACUGUCUUAGCAUCACUCCAGCCCCAGGGGAGAGUUGCCCCACUGAGUGCGCCGCUUUCUACCUGAACACCGCCGAGCGCACCUACACGCUGGCAGGCCCCAAGCAGGACGAGUGGGUGCCCACCCUCUGCCAGCUGGCCUUUCAGAAGAACGAGGGGGGCGGCGACUCGAAGAGAACGCAGAGAGACGACACGUCCAUGUCUGACAACGACCUCUACUCCACCUGGAGUCCAGGCCAAUACCAGGUGAAAGUGCUGAGCUCUCAGGCGUCUGUGCGGUGCUGCAUGUCCGGAUCGUACCUGUUAUCCCCAGAGAAAGAUGCCCUGUGCCUUCUGGACCUGAACACUGGAAAGACUGCGUUCUACUGGCCGUACCGGUUUCUGCGUAGAUUUGGCCAGAUUAAGGGGGGGGUCACUAUUGAGGCUGGCCGUCGCUGUCACACAGGGGAGGGUCACUUCACUUUCCUGUCCAAGCAGGGGACUCAGAUCUACAGGGCCAUUGAGGAGGCAAUCAUGCACCAGAGCGUUCAAGACCUGCUGUCCAAAGCAACCUCUCAGAUGCAAGAUUCGACAACCCAGCAGCCUCCACCAAGACCAUUGAUAGAUGACCGGAUGAAAGGUGGUCAGGGUUCACCAACCAGGGGCAUGAAGGACAGACCCUGCCCGCCGCUUUCUCGGAGAAAUCUCGCUUUACCGGCUCCUCCGGUACCUAAAGCGCUUCCAGCACCUCCAGCACCUCCAGCACCCCCAGCACUUCCCGCAGUCAGCACCAAACCCCCAGUAAUCUUCAACAAACCCCCAGCAGUGAGAACCAAACCCCCAGCAGACACCACUGAAGAAGUUUUAUACGCCACCAUAAAACCUAAACCAAAGCCCAGGGUCAAAACUGGACCUCCGAAGAUUCCCCAACUGCCCCCUGUGCCCAACUACAGCCCCCCCGAACCCAAGCAGAAACAAGAGGAAGAGCAGGAAACAAAUAAGCUUUGCAUAUCCGAUGAAGACCCUGAUUCUGACUACUGUAACUUGAGGCAGGUGCCUGAAGUGCAGCAGGACAUUCCUAACACAGAGACGGUUUACAGUGUAGUAGUGACUCCCGACAGACAGGAGAACAAAUGUAGCAUGGAGGCCAGCCAAGAUCAAACCACACCCAACCAAAAUUCUCUCACCAUCAGCCCCCCCGAAAUCUCCGUCGACUUCAAACAAGUGCUGUCCAAUGUCCUCUUCAAAGACCUGACCCGGAUCGCGCCCAGGUCAUACGGAGGGAGCUCUGAACGCUUGGCUAAACUGGACGUUGAGAUGGAUGAUGUGGAUUACUGCGAGAUCAACAACUGA
This is a messenger RNA of Colossoma macropomum (tambaqui), 1911 nucleotides long. RefSeq names its product docking protein 3 (gene dok3). Gene Ontology annotation, cellular component: cytoplasm. NCBI's taxonomy places the organism in Eukaryota, Metazoa, Chordata, Actinopteri, Characiformes, Serrasalmidae. The coding region runs from base 376 to 1911 and encodes 511 amino acids. Gene Ontology annotation, biological process: positive regulation of MAPK cascade; cell surface receptor protein tyrosine kinase signaling pathway. The record is from RefSeq and is a predicted model, not a curated record. The transcript has 5 exons.